AUGGAUAGGUUUCGGGUAGAAUAUGCGAUGACGAGGAGGAGGCAGAAGGAGCUUAUUCUCCCGCCUUCGAUAUCUCUCGUUGAGGAAGACGGGGCAAGUUUGCAUACGCUUCUAGAGGAGAUUGCGGGAUUUGCGAUUGUUGAGCGGUCGACUAUGAAGAAGAUUCCCAAUCUUAGGUCUCCUGUUGAUGUGGACGAACUUUGGGAUUCCAUGUGUCAAGGUGCCGUUACUUUGAUUUCAAAGGCACUCCAUACCGUGGACAAUGCUGAAAAUAUCUUGAAAAUCAAGAAUUUGGUCGUCUUGUUCAUGCAAGCUAUGGAUACCUGGGGCUUCCCCGUUGGAGUCUUCGAUAGCUUCCUCAUAACCUUGUUUGAGAAAUAUGCUGAACUUCUCAAGAGGAGAUUCAGUGACGAUUUCCAAGAGAUUGUUUCAACCGACGACUACAUGCCGAUGCCAAUUCAAAAUAUUGAAGAAUAUGACAAAGUCCUCAAUGUUAGCUGGUAUACCCCCGAGAAACCGCGCGAGGAACAAACAUUCCCCUGUGUUUUACCAUUCUCCCAAAUGUAUCCGUUAUGUUGCAUCGAUAUCCGAAAUUUCCUAAACCAAUUCUAUUUCUUCUCCAACGACGAUUUCGAGCACCCAAGUAUGAUCGAUGAGACUUUGAAAGAGUCCCUCGACUCCCUCCUCUCCAACAAAGUCUGCGAAACCCUCGUCGAGCGCCUCGGCUCACAAUACCUAGGCCAAAUCGUUCAAAUCCUCAUAAACCUCGAGCACUUUGAAGUAGCCUGCCAGGAGCUAGAGCUCCUCCUGGCCGCCGCACGGUCACCCAACUCCAGCUCAGCGGGCGCCGCCAUAACCCUAAACGCAACGGAGAAAUUCCGCAAUAACAAGAAAGCUGCAGAAAAGCGGAUUUUCGAAGUUGUGAAUUCGAAAAUUGACGACUUGAUCGAGACGGCGGAGUAUGACUGGACGUCGCCCGUGCCGCAGCGAGAACCCAGUAAUUACAUGCAGACGCUGACGAGAUUUUUGUCGAAUAUUAUGAAUUCGACAUUGUUGGGUCUGCCCACGGAGAUUAAGGAGUUGAUUUAUUUUGACGCGUUGAGUCAUGCGGCAAAUAUGGUAUUGGCGCUCCCCCUCUCCCCUGACGUGAAAAAGAUAAAUCCAAACGGCGUCGCCGCCCUGGCUCGGGAUGUCGACUACCUAACCCAAUUCGUUGACAGCCUCGGCGUGCCCAUCCUGCGAGAGAACCUCGACGAGCUCCAGCAGACCGUCCAGCUGCUACAGGCUGAGAACACGGAUGAGUUCUACGACAUCUCCACGCGGAAUAAGAAAUAUGGGCGCGUCGAUGCGAUGAAUGGGCCGAUUUUGUUGGAGAAGCUUGUUUCAACGGUACACAGUCCGCAGAAGCAGGAUAAGUUCAGUCUGUCAACGAGGUUCGGGAUGAAGUAG
Blastomyces gilchristii SLH14081 is the source of this 1449-nucleotide messenger RNA. RefSeq lists its product as uncharacterized. The transcript is spliced from 8 exons. Gene Ontology annotation, cellular component: exocyst; membrane. NCBI's taxonomy places the organism in Eukaryota, Fungi, Ascomycota, Eurotiomycetes, Onygenales, Ajellomycetaceae. The record is from RefSeq and is a predicted model, not a curated record. The coding region runs from base 1 to 1449 and encodes 482 amino acids. Gene Ontology annotation, biological process: exocytosis; Golgi to plasma membrane transport; intracellular protein transport.